Molecule: messenger RNA, 5355 nt
Organism: Sceloporus undulatus (fence lizard)
Lineage: Eukaryota; Metazoa; Chordata; Lepidosauria; Squamata; Phrynosomatidae
Gene: FKBPL
Product: FKBP prolyl isomerase like
Exons: 3
Coding region: 254-1363 (369 amino acids)
Molecular function (GO): protein binding
Source: RefSeq, a predicted model, not a curated record
UGCUGCUGGGAGUUGUAGUUUAUUUGUUUUCCAUCCCUGGGUUCUUCCAAUGGGGGUUUCCUUUUCUGCCUUUUAAAAAAGGCAUGGUUGGUCAAUUUUGGCCCUUCAGAAGUGAAUGAGAGGUUGACCUGAAGAGCUCAAAGGCUGCAUCGCUCAUCCUCAGGCCUUGGGGACGAUUUUAGGUUACUGCUGUUGCUAAGACAGCCAGCUGGUUAUUGAGGAAAUGACGUUGAAAGGAAAAAAGAAGGAGUGAAUGUGGAAGGGGGAAGAGUUUUUCAGCUGGAUUUCCACAUCACAAACAGCUGCACUACUACCCCUCUGCUAUUAUACAACUAUAGCCCAUCCCUGUACCAGGAACUUUUUUACUGGGCUGGGAAAUAAAGAAAUGGCAAGUACAGAAUCAGCUGGCCUGAAGACUCCGGCUCUAGGAGGACAAGAAGAGAGCAAGGGGACAAACCAGAAGACAGCUGGAGGUGAAAGGAGUAGCCAAGGUGGACUUUCUGGAGGCAAAGAAAAGGAGAGCAGAAUUAUGGUGAAAGGAGAGGACCUGAAAGAGAACCUGCCUCCACCCAACCAGCUGUGCUCAGCCAAUGGGAAUGUUCCAUGGGGCUGCCCAGAUGGCACGUUUAUCAAAUUGAUUCUGGAGACUGGCAAAGGUUUAGAUAAACCCAAGGAAGGCUCCAUCUGCCAGGUCUUCAUUGAGGCCGAACAUGGAGGACCCUUGAGUUACUCUUCCCACCAGUGGGCUGAGGUGGAGCUGGGUGGGGGUGAUGCCGAGUGGGAUGGGAUUGUAGACCGUUGCCUGGAGACCAUGCUGGCUGGGGAGCGGGCCGAAGUAAGGAUGAGGGAUGGAGGCACCAUUACUGUCCAACUGGCAAGCUUCACAGAGGCCAAGGACACCUGGGAGAUGAGUGCCAGCGAGAAAUGGAACUUGGUGCUCAGCAACAAAGAGCGUGGCAGCGAGCUGUACCGGGCAGGAGAGAUUGGCGCGGCUGCCAGGCGCUACGCCAAGGCCUUGCGUCUGCUUGUGGUGGCUGCUCCUCCCCCAGACUAUGACCAAAUUAAGGCUGAGCUCCAUGCCAACUUGGCCGCCUGUCAGCUGAGGUUGCGCCAGCCGGCCAACGCAGCCUCUAACUGUACCAAGACACUGGCACUGCAGCCAGCCAACACCAAGGCGCUCUUCCGACGGGGCUUAGCUUACGAUGCCAUGAACGACCUGGAGGGAGCUGCUCAAGACCUGAAGGGAGUUUUGCAGGUGGAGCCUGGGAACCGGGCGGCACGUCGAGAGUUGGAAAGGGUGACGGAGCGAAUCAAGGCACGCGAUGCCAAACUGGCCAGGGCCAUGCAGAAAAUGUUUGCUUGAGCAGAAUAACAAAGCAGUGUUGUCCCUUAUAGAUUACAUUUGCCUCCUGCUUUGUCUUUCCCUUCAAGCGUCUGAAGGGAGAGUUGACUUACUUUCACCUUUUUUUUCCUCUUCAUGACAACUUUGCAAGGGCUGGCUGAAAUGUACAUGGUUGGCCGCCGACUUCAUGGUUGAAGGUGGUGGAUUUGAAUGUGGGCUCCAUGGUCACAAUCCAGCACUUUUCAGUGCACCAUGCUGUUUGUCUUACGUGUGGAAGAUUAGAACAGUACAUUAUAUUCAGUGGAGUUCAUGCAAGUUUCCUGGGUAAACACAGAAAUUCAUGCCUAACAUGAGAUUUGGCAUGCUGAGGGGACUCUGCUUUCUUUACAUUGUUUAAAAAUGAGCAUGAUUGUAACCCUUAUGGGUAAAUGAAAAGGCUUUAGAAAUGUGUAGGCUGCGUUUGGUGGAAUCUCAGCAGUCAAAGGAAGCCUGCAUUGGACUCCCAGUGCUAAAGAAGCAGAGAUAAGUGCCCAACACAGUUCUGUCUCCAUUGCACGCGUGGAGGACUUCCUGUAUUCUGUGCUUCUGAAAUCAGACCAUGGAAGUGACUAAUUGUCUUUGAAAUGAUCUGUAGGAGUCAGCAUGCUCAAACUUAACAGCCUGCAUCACGUUUUAAUACAGAGCUUUCAUCUCUCCAUGUGUGUUUUUCUAAGACACGUCUAGCCCUUUUGGUUGCAAAGCUUAGCUAGAAACCAUAAGGCCCUAGAAAAAUUUCAGAAGCUGCAGAAAUUUGGUGGCGGUGGGGAGGAUGACUGACUUUUUCAUUUUAAAGGGAGCUUUAAUGUUUGUCAUCACUUUUGCUGUCCUUCCCCAGUCAGGAAAAAAAAGUAGAAUUACCCAAUUUGAGGCAGGGAAAGCAUCCACACAUCUCUCUCCUUCAAGAGUCCCAUUCCCUCUGGUGUUCUGUUUCCAAUUCUUAUGCCCUUUUUGGUUUGUGGAGGAGGAUGAAUAUAUAAAAUUGUACAAAUGCAGCAAUCAUGUAUCCUUCCUUAUUUUAUUGGGUGGGUAAAAUUUGAGUAAAAUUUUGGAUGGAUGACCUGUUUGGUUGGGGAGGAAAAAAUCAAGGCUAUAUAUAGCCCUAGAAAACAUACCUGGGUAGUUGUGUUGGCCAUAUAGCAAAGUACAACAGCACCUGAAAUCCACAAAACAGUGAUACCUUUAUUGGAUCAACUGAAAUGCAAAGGGUUUCCAUCACGUAUUUUGUGCAUUUUGUUCAUCCCAAUAAAUAUACCGUUGUGCUGUGGAUUUUGGAUGCUAUUGUACCACACAUAACCCUUGUUUUCUUUUGUUUUUUAAAGAGCAUGGACCAAGACUGUGUUGGUGCAUUGCCGGCAGGAACCGGGUGAUGUAUUCCACUGGAGGUUCUGCUACGGCUUGGCUGGCAAAGCCGCAGUUCUCCCUUGCUGUUGUUAUUGUGGGUUUUUCCAGUUUCCCUUCCAGCGCUCCUUCCCUAGGGCUGUCACAUGCCCAGCGAUCACUUUGAAUCCAUACAUACCCCUCUUGCUGUUUCUAAGCAACCAUCUCCUGAGAGACUGCAGAACUAGGAAAGCUCAGAUUUGGGGGUGGCAAACUAAGGGGAAGGAAUGGGGGGGCACAGCAGGUGACUGUUUUGAGAACAAGGAGGUGAGGGAAAGGUGUGUAAAGGAGAGAAAGCUGCAUUUUCUUGAUGUGCCUUGCCUACCAUCUGGGAACCAAGCAGGGAAAGGAAGACACGUUGGGAUGCUAGGGUGAACUGCAGGCAGGUACCCUGCAUGAGAAAAUGCACAUCUUUCCCCACUUAUAAGGAAUCUUCCACAAAGCCAGUCAGCUACAAUCAUGAGAAUCAAGUGUCUUUAUUAAGUAAUAGAGAUUCGGUAACCAUGUCACUUGCAAACAGAUAUUAUAAUAUAAUCACAGACUCCAACAUCUGAGAAAAAAGGAAGGGAGGGAAGAAUGGAGAGCCCAUGUGACAGAACUGUGAGGUUUGGUACAGUUUUGGGAUGGGGGAGGCCUUGGAAAUUAUAUUUAUCUGCAUUACCCUUUAUCUCCCCCCCUCCCUUCCCAUAUCUACAGUUCUCCUUUAUGCCUCCCAGGGUAUGAUCUGAACCAGUGCUUCUCAAGCUGUCCGUGCAGGGGACCAGCAGAGUUAUUUCCUCAAAGUGCCAGGGACCAGCUCCAUAUCUGUGCUCAUUGAUUUCAACUGCUUUCUUUCCUGGAAACUCCCUGCAGACCAUCAAUCAAUGUAUUGUGGACCGGAAGUGGUCCAGGGACUACCACUUUGUGUGGCACUGAUCUAAACACUUACUCACUCAUGUGCCCAUAUCUAGCCUUAUGUGUCUUUACUUUCUGGUUGAUGCUAUGUGGAGCCAAUUCAUCUACUACGCUGAAUGAGAUGGUAGAAUUCUGAUUUUGUCACUACAAGUGAGAUGAGGCCAUGUUUUUGAAUUCUCCCUGCAAAAGAAACAAGAUAAAUUCCCUGCAUUUAGUAAGCUCACACACCAGGAAGAAGAGUUUAGCAUGUCUUUACCCUGCUGUGCUAGUUUGUAUUUAGGGAUAUAGAACAAUAUUAGUCAUCAUGGAGUCUGAAGUGGUAUAGAAAGAAUUCUGCUGUAUCAUGAUAAAACAAAGGAUCUCUGCAAGUGCUUGCAACUGAAAGAAUAGUGGAAUGGAGUGUACCUUUCAGACUAUGAGCAGGAAUUGCCUGUUGUGAAUCCUACCCCUGGACCCAGUAAAAAGGCUGUCUUCUAUUUCUUUGCUUGAUGUAGUUGCUUUCUAUUGAUUACAGUUCAUACUCACCUUUCAUCCAAAGAGCCCCUAUGUUUAAGCCUCACAACAAUUCUGUGAGGUAUGCUAGACUGAAAGAUGAUCAAAUCACCAACUUUCUAAUUGAAUGGGCCUUUCAACCCUGUGCCUAUAUUUCCUACACUAUCCUCCUUCUAUAUGCAGGGUGUAUAUUACUAUAUAUAUAUAUAUAUAUAUGAUAGAGAAGCAGUGAAAGAAAUGUGAUUCCCAUGCAUGUGGUCUGUAGAGGUGUAGUCUGUGCUGCCAUCUUAUUCCAAGACAUUUCUAGAGCAGACCUCCCUAAGUUGCAUAAGUCACUAAAAAUUCUUCUCUGUAACCUUGCCCUAGAUUCUAGCUUUGGUCAGACGGUACCUCCUGACUGGAAAUACUACUAUCGCACCCAUAAUCAAUGGGCAAUCACAUAUUUCAUUGCCAUGGCCACCCCAUUAUGGUGGACAACUUUCUCUCUCCAGAUCCUUUUUGCUGUUUCCUUUUUCUAUCUCUUUAACAACUGACAACUUUUUUCUUAUUUAUUUAUUCCUUUGUUUAGGCUGCUUUCAGAUGACUUGUGGUUGAUCGUCUUAAUAUAGGUUUUCUUCGCCACCCGUUUUCUCCUUUGAAAAACAUGUUUGGAGUGCAUUUUUAAUGUGGCUUUGUGCCUGAGGAGUCCCCAAGCAUCAAGUGGCAGCAGAGCAAAGAACUAUAUAAAUAAAAAUUGAUAUCUAAAUCAACAGUUAAAAUGACUGCUAUUUGCAAUUCUUAUAAACUCAUCUCCUAAGAUUGUUGUCAGGGUGACAUAUGGGUAUAUUGUAAUCCAGCUGAAGCAUUUAGAACAGGGUGGGAAAGAAUUACUGUAAAAUAAACAGAAGGAUUUGAAUAACUUUCGCUCUCCCCACAAGAGAAGAGGGAAGAGAGAAAAGGAAGAACAUGCUGGUACAAAAAUUAUAAGAAAGGAAAUGGAGUGUUUUCAAAUGAACUGAAAAGCAGAUAAGAGGCAAGACUAAACAGAGCAUCUCAGAACAAGUGGAAGAAGUAUAUAUACCUUAGGUUCAUAUGGUUAUUUUAACUGUUACCUUGAAUAUGGAAAAGAUGAAGAAUCAGUGGAUUUUGGAAGCGACUGUACCUUUCACACCUAAAACAAGAGAGCCAAAAGGACAGAGCAAGGUCAUAUUAUACAGUUCAGAGGCAAGGAA